Messenger RNA from Metarhizium brunneum ARSEF 3297, 4842 nucleotides. Lineage: Eukaryota; Fungi; Ascomycota; Sordariomycetes; Hypocreales; Clavicipitaceae. The record is from RefSeq and is a predicted model, not a curated record.
AUGGCGUCUUCCCAUGAGAAUAAAACUGUUCUUUUCCGGGCCAACCCCGCCACUCGGGACGCGAAUGCUGACCUCGAUAUCAUUGCCAUCCACGGCUUGGACACGCAGUCACCCGGGACAUGGGCCUACUCCAAAAGUCCGGGCGAAGACGUCAACUGGCUGCUUGACGAGAACAUGCUCGCAGCAAGGGUCAAAGGAGCUCGAAUUUUCACCUGCAACUGGCCCGCCGAGCUGGUCCAAAAACCCGACACCAUUGCAACGACACUCGAGGAGUCGGCGCGGCAUCUGCUCAACUCGCUCACCCUCCACGUGGCAGAAGGCCGCAGGGAAACACCGAGGAGACCAAGACGGCCCAUUCUUUUCAUCGCCUCGUGUCUUGGAGGCAUCAUCUUAAUCAAAGCUCUGGCAAGAGAUCCGAAGCUGGGUAGUGAUGAGCGGGACCUCACGGCUCUCCGGAAAACGACCCGGGGCAUUGUUUUUCUGGCCACGCCGUUCCGUGGCACGUCGUUUAAAGAAAUUCCCGAGUUCGUCUUGCCUCUCUGGGCAUGGCUCGGUGGCCGCUCGGUAUCGGCUUUGAUCGAUUGCACGAGGGAGCCGCCACCCCAUCUCGACGAGCUCGUCCGUGACUUUGUAGAGCUACAACGUAAACACGACAUACACGCCGAAUACUUCUGGGAGGGAAUGAAGACUAAUCUGCUACGAAAAGUUUGGCUGUGCUGGGUCUUUUCCCCUUUCCUACACAUAGUCUGGAUAGUGCUGGUGCAUGAAGAUUCGGCCACUUUGAUAGGAGGGAGAAAACAGCGUCUUGAUCGACCCCACGUCCUAAUGAACAAGUUCGGUGGCCCCAAGUGUCAAGCUUACUCGACCGUCGCGAAAACUAUUGAAGAAAUGGCUGUAAAGAUCCGAGAGGGGAGCCUACUCGCCAGAGCGGAUCGCAUGAUUAAAGAAAGAUAUUUUAACAGUGGCAAGCUCAAGAUUAAAAGAUUGUCGGGCGAUUCUCUUGCCAUGAGAUCAUGCUACAUUAACCUCGCUAUUGUCGAAAAGGCUGGCGACGGUAAGAGUCAUGAGGCAGAUGACUCGGUGUCUUUUUCGCUCUUGGAUCGACAAAAAGUUGAGAUACCCGAAGAGAUACGUCGGGUCGAUUUAUCAAAGAUAUUCGACGCUCAGCAAAAUAAAGGGGGGAAGCAACCAAGACGUAUCCUGAUUCGGGGACGCGCGGGAGUCGGCAAGACCACGUUAUGCAAGAAAAUAGUCCACGAUUUCUAUACACCAGAAACUGAGCUACAUUGCUCAUGGACGAGAUUGUUCGAUCGCCUUCUUUGGAUACCCUUACGCAAUCUUAAAUUAGGCAACACACGGGACACCCCAGGAUACAACCUCGAGAAGCUCCUUUUGCAUGAGUUCUUCUCGCGGCCAACCAGCGAACCCGAAUUCGCUAGAGAACUAUCGGAAUCAAUGACAGCAGUCGCCAAUAGGACCCUAUUUCUCCUUGAUGGUCUUGACGAGAUUUUACACGACUUGAGUUCCAGUGGCGACAUGUAUGCUUUUGUCCAGGAGUUGUUGAGUCAACCAAACGUCAUCAUCACAUCCCGGCCGUCUGCAGCAGGUCUUUCCAGGGGCGUGAGCCCUCCGGACCUCGAGCUGGAAACUGUUGGCUUCUAUCCAGAUCAGGUUGAUGAAUAUGUCAGAAUGGCCUUCACCGACACGCACAAAGUCGAGCAAGUGCGCAACUUUCUCAAACAACAUUGGCUUAUUCAGGGUCUAGUGCGAAUUCCGAUUCAGCUAGAUGCCCUCUGUUAUACUUGGAAUGACAGACUAGAAACGGUGCCAGACACCAUGACUUCCAUGUACGAGUUGAUCGAGCUCAAGCUGUGGAAGAAAGAUGUAGUCCAUCGACUAGGAUUGAGACGUGAAGAUAAUGAGCCUCUUAGCGAAGACGAUCUUCAGAGCGUCGGGCGGGAAUAUGUUGAAAAGCGUGUUCCCCAAGAGAUGAGCUUGUUGGAGGGCCUUGCGUUCAGUGGACUAAUCAACAACAUUAUUGAUUUCCAAGAGACACAUGUGAAGACGAUAGCUGGCAAAUUUUGCGCCGGGUUUCUUUACAGCAAGAUUUGUCGAGAUGUUUCCUUUUUGCGAUCGUCAGACUCGUCCGUAGCGACAGCGGACCAAAGACAUCACUUCAUACACCUCACCUUCCAGGAAUAUUUCGCGGCGCGGUAUUUUGUCAAGCAGUGGAAAUCGAAGCGUAAUUUGGUCACUAUUCGGUUUAAAAACGAAGCGAGCUCCAACACUGUCGAUGUGAGCGUUGAGGACUUUGUGCGCGACGAAAAGUAUAAUGCACGCUGCGAUAUCUUCUGGCGCUUCGUCGCCGGCUUGCUCGGUGGAAAUGAUGACCAAAUCUGUGACUUCUUCUGCAUGGUCCAAAACGAGCCGCGCGACCUCCUUGGCCCGGUCCAUCAACGGCUAGUAAUACAUUGUCUCAGCGAGAUGUCAUUGCCAAAGGUGCCCAAGUUCCAGAAGUUUUACCAGCAUCUCGAGUACGAAGCGAAACAAUGGCUAUUAUUGGAACUUGGAGGGAGCCGUCGCUCGCGACUAGCAGCUGAGAUGGAAUUUCCAGGCAAGGUUUUAGCGGAAGCUUUGGAGGGCUUUCCAGAGAUGGAACCUCAGCUGUAUGAUUCAUUACUUGCCAGACCGGUGCUUCCCUUGGCAGUGAUGGACCACAUAGCUUCUUGUCUGGGAGAUGGUGAAAAAGAUGGGAGAAGUGCUCUUCGGCACAUUCAACAUGCUCGCGGAAGCUUGUCGGAGAAGGUGAUUCGCGCGGUGGUAAACUUGCUAAAGGAUGAUGACGAGAAGGUCCGCCAUGACGCCAGCAAAAUCUUGUCGAAACAAUCAGCACUGCCGCAAGAUGUGUUUCAAGCCAUGGUGAGGCUGGCAACAGGCCCUGAUAAAGAUCUUCGUCCAUAUGUCCUGUGGGCCCUGCGGGAGGAAACCACGUUGCCACAAGACGUGUUUCAAAGCUUGGUGGACGUGCUGAAGCACGGCUCCAGCUAUGAAGUGGCUGAAAAAUUGUAUAUGGAUGUGGGUGCGCAAUCAGCACAUCUGCCGCAAGAUGCAUGUGUGGUUAAAGCCCUAGCGAGCCUGCUGAAGGGCCCUGUCAAUGAAGUUCGCGACCGAGCUGUUGAGGCCUUGGCGAUAUGGGGUAUACAUGUAACCGCGCUGCCGCAAUACGUGGUUCAAGCGCUGGUAAACCUGCUGAAGGACCCUAGUGCUGUCAAUCAAGUUCGCAGGGACGCUGUUCGGGUCUUGAAGAGGCAAACCGCGCUGCCGCAAUACGUGGUUCAAGCCCUGGUAGACCUGCUUCACGACUCUGAUAAUCAUGUUCGCAGGUACGCUGUUCAGGCCUUGAAGAGGCAAACCGCGCUGCCACAAUACGUGGUUCAAGCCCUGGUAGACCUGCUUCACGACUCUGAUAAUCAUGUUUGUUUACAUGCCGUCUCUGCCUUGUAUAAGCAAUCAUGUCUCUCGCAAGAUGUGCUUGAAGUAUUGAUGAAGAUGCUACAGAGCCCUGACGACAGAGUGCUUUUAUCCAGCGCAGAAGUGCAAGACACGGAAGAGUCGCGUAAAGACCUGCUGAAAGAGGUGGCAGGAGUCUUGCUCUCGUCGGACGACGUCUUUUUUGAACAAAUGGUCCAUCUGCUCAAAAACGGUCCCAUAAUUACCCAGCGAUGCAUUGCCGGUUCCUUGUCCCACCCGGGCGUGUCAACAACGAAGGUGAUUCAGAUGAUGGCGCAUGCGAAGGACCAUCCUGAUGCACUCGUGCGGAUGGAAGCGGCGCGGGCCAUGAACCGUCGAAGGCUGUAUGAGGACGCGCUGCCGGAGGAAUUGGCUCUGGCGCUUGAAUAUCUGCUCAAAGACUCGGACAAAUCGGUACGUAUGACUGCAUUACUUGUCUUGAGACAUGAGCCCGGUCCGUGGCGUCUCGGUCUGCAGGAGGAGCUUGCCAAGGUGGCUGUCGACUUGCUCACGAAUUCUGAAGAAGACGUACGAAAGCGUGCCAUUUCUUGCAGUAGCCAACUAGUAGGGCUGUCUGAAGAGGUGGUUCAGGCCGUGGCAAAUCUGCUAGAGGAUCCCGACACAGACAUACGGCAGGAGGCUAUUCAGUCUCUCGACUUUAACAAAGUAACCAGAACGUUACCGACAACCGUCUUCCAAAGGAUGACAUGCUUACUAGAGGACCACGACCAACGCACCAGACAGUGUGCAUUCAACUCAUUGACUUCUCACAAAGCCCUUCCAAAGGAGGUGCUUCAGGCACUUGCAUUAACCUUGCACAAUCCUACACGCGAAAGACGAGUCCAGGCGGCAAUCAUUCUGAGUGUCCAAGUAGAGCUACCACUUGAUGUACUGCAGGCAAUGGCCAAUCUGCUCAAGUUUCCAGAGGACACUCAGAGUGAUAAUGUCGCCAUGACAGCCUUCGAUCAUCUUGCAGCUUUGCCGGACCAAAGUUUCUGCUCAAAACUUGCCGAGAUGGACGGCCAAUGCUUCACCAGACUAUAUCGAAAGUGGCUACGACGAGCCUUUUCGGAUCACAGGUUUAUCUACGAGAAAAACAAAGUCUACCACAUUCACCUACCCCGUGGAUACCAAGAAAUUCCAGUGCCUCAGUUUCAGCGUGCUGUCCAGGCAGCCCAAAAAGCCCUGAAUAUUCCUGAGAUUAAACCAUUAUCAAUCAAAGAUUCGUAUCAGCAGCUCACAUGCCAAGUUGAGCAGGACGAGGCUGCACACAUGGCCGACGCAAACAUCCGUGAGCCGCCGUCUGCACCGCAAAGUGAGAAACAACCUUGA